Aphanomyces astaci is the source of this 2301-nucleotide messenger RNA. RefSeq names its product TKL protein kinase, variant 2. Lineage: Eukaryota; Oomycota; Saprolegniomycetes; Saprolegniales; Verrucalvaceae. The transcript is spliced from 4 exons. The coding region runs from base 45 to 1937 and encodes 630 amino acids. Gene Ontology annotation, molecular function: ATP binding; protein kinase activity. Gene Ontology annotation, biological process: protein phosphorylation. The record is from RefSeq and is a predicted model, not a curated record.
CUUGGCUGGGUAGGUACUGUACGUCCAAAAAGCAGAGCAGCAUCAUGGGCUGCAACAAUAGCAAGGAAGAGCCCCGUGAGUCGCAGCGACCGCUCACUGCCAAUGAAUACUACCCUGCACCUCCACCAGGCAACUUUCAGCUGCCACGGAGCAACAGUGGGUUUGCCCAAAGCCACCGGGGCUUUCCUGGCAUCAGUGGCAGGCGUCAAUUGUCCGCAGCACCAGCACCGGCAGUGCAGGCUUCAGACAUGGACAUCGUGUACGCGCCGCUGUUGCAACUAAAGAAGUUUUGGAUCGACCCCGAUGAUUGCGGCAGCUCCCGCGCGCUCAAGUCGUCGUACAUGCAUACCCACGUCGGGUAUUAUCAAGGCCACCCCACUGUCAUCAAGUCUUUCCUUGGGUUCAACAAGCGACCAGCGAAUGUCGUGGAGAAGGAGAGAAACGACCUCAUCAAGGAAAUACGAGCGCUGUCCAAGCUGUCGCACCCCAACAUCGUGGCGUUUUUGGGCUUCACAUACACGACCGUGGACAAUCUCAAGUGCGUGACAGAGUUCAUGGACGGCGGCAACCUCCGCACACUGCUCAACAACCCCAAGCGCGAGCUGAGCUGGCGGCGGGAAAAACUGACUAUCGCGUUGGACGUGGCGUCCGCCCUCCAGUACUUGCACAGCCUCAAGCCCAAAAUCAUGCACCGCAACAUCAAAGCAGAAAAAGUACUUCUCACGGCGUCGCUCUCGGCCAAACUCUCGGGAUUUGGGUCGGCUCGGGAAUGGAGCUACACGCAAACGAUGACGCAAAAGGUCGGGACCAUCGAGUGGUCGGCGCCCGAACUGCUGCUCAACGAAGAUUACAACGAAAAGAUCGACAUUUAUUCAUUCGGGGUACUUCUCGUGGAAUUGGACACGCGGGACUUGCCGUAUGCGAAUGCCCACCCUGACACGUCCAAUGCGCUCGUAACCAACAUCAUCACCGGCGUCGUCCGGCCCACGGUGAGCCCGUCGUGCCCGAAAUCCAUCAGCAAACUCGUCCGCGCCUGCCUUCAACUCGACUCGUUGCUGAGACCGUCGGCCGACGCCAUUGUCCAAGUGCUUCGAGAAGAGCAGGCGCGCGUGGCGGAUGCCGUCGUGGAGAAGCUGCAGAUCAAACACCAGAUAUCGUCCCGCGCCCCCCGCAGCACCGUGUCGUCGUCAUUGUUUGACACUUCACAUCCAGAUUUCAAACACCUGGCGCCCCUGCGGACGAACUUUUGGAUUCACGCGCGGGACUGCGUCGUGUCGCGGCAGAUCCCGUCGUCGUACAUGAGUACGUUGCUGGGGCACUACCGCGGCGACGCGGUGGUUGUCAAGACGCUCAACCUGACGCUUCCCCACGAGUACGUGGCCCAAGACCGCAAGUACCUUGUCCGGGAAAUCGUCAUGAUGGCCAAGUUGGCGCACCCAAACAUUGUCGCGUUUCGAGGGUUCACGUUCACCACGAAAGACGACCUCAAAUGUGUGACAGAGUUCAUGGCCGGCGGGACGUUGCGGGCGCUGCUGGACAAGAAGAAGCGCGAGCUGACGUGGCACAGUGAAAAGCUCCGACUCGCCAUGGACGUCGCGCUGGGGCUGGCGUACUUGCACGGCCAAGCACCGACCUUGAUGCAUCGCAAUAUCAAGGCGAGCAAAGUGUUGCUCACCCCCGGCCUAGGUUCAUUUACUUCUUCUCGUGAACAUGUUGCAGGACGUGACGAUGGAACAUGUAGGUGCCAAACUGUCUGGGUUUGGGUUUGCCAGGGUGUGGACGUCGCAGGAAACCAUGACGGCGGCCGUGGGGACCAUGGAGUGGGCCGCGCCGGAACUGUUGCGCAACGAAGACUACAGCAUCCCCGCCGACGUGUAUUCAUUUGGUGUACGUACCAACCAUACUGUAUUCGAAAGACAAUUGACGGGAUAGCCUGAAGUGUCUAACGUUCCUUGCCCCGCAGGUGCUCUUGACGGAGCUGGACACGCGGUUGAUUCCGUACGCCGACAUCAGAGACCAAGGCGCGUCGCUCUCGGACGAGUCGUUGAUGGUGCAAAUUGUCACUGGGAAGCUGCGGCCCACCGUGUCUCCGUCGUGUCCGCGGCCGAUUCAAAAGCUCAUCCACUCGUGUCUUCAUGUGAACCCGGCCCAACGACCCACCAUGGCCGCCGUCGUGGCCAUCCUCGAGCAAGAGAAGCUCAUCAAGAUGGGACUGUAACCUGUAACGUGACCUUGUUGAAGGUGGUAAUGCCACGUGGAUUUACAGUCAAGUUGAAACCCCCACUCAUAUGAUGACUCGAA